AUGGACAACCAAGAUUUGGACUUUGAACCUUCCGAGGUCGCCAACGCCAUGCAGCUGCGAACCAGAAAACACCAGAAAUUCGACGACGUCGAGAACCAGCUCGUCAACCCCAAAGUAUCCGCCCCGUACCAAUUCUCCGUCAGCAAUGUCCUCAACGAGAUAAGCACCUGGAACCCCUUCGCCAAGGCCAUCGUCAAGGGCGACGUCGUCUGGCUCUUUGACAACACCGCCUUCAAGGCCGCCGAGCACGAGCCGUGGCAGGCAGAGUUCAUCAUGGCCGUGUUUGAGAACGAGCCCAAGUGCGCAGUCGCCGACAUCGUCGCGGGCAUUGCGGGCGCCAUUGGAUUGGCUGACGAUGCGGAGGAGCGCAAGACGAUUGAGGAGAGGCUGUUGCCGUUCUUGUGGGACAUUCAGGCGGCGAGGACGACGACGGUGUCGCAGGGGGAUUUGGAGCUGAAGCUGGGGCCGAGUGGAUUUAAUGGCAUUUCGACGAAUGUUUUGAAGUUGCUGCAUAACAGCAAGGCGUCGUUUACUACCAAGAAGACCACAUUAGAUAUUGAGGGUGUGAGCGGUGUUUUGAGCAUGGAGACUCAUUUUGCGGCUCCUGAAGGUUGGGGCAUCAUAUCUGAUAUUGACGACACAAUCAAAAUCACAACAACCAGUGACCCCGUCGGCAUCCUCAAAGAAACAUUCAUCAACGCCCCAUCCCCAGUCCCAGGAAUGCCCGAGCUCUACGCAGGCAUCAAGUCGUUUCUCCCCCACAACACGCCGUGGUUCUACCUCUCCGCAUCUCCUUACAACCUGUAUCCUUUCCUCAAGGGCUUCCGGGACACGUACUACCCCCCAGGAACCUUUAUCCUGCGGGAUUCCAGCUGGAAGACCGUGUCCGGACUUUUGUCUUCGCUGACGGUCGGCACGGAGGAGUACAAGGUGGACCGCAUGAAGAAGAUCAAUUCGUGGCUGCCGAAGCGGAAGCUCAUCGUUUUUGGAGACUCUACGCAGUCUGAUCCCGAGGCAUAUGGCGAGAUUUAUCGAACGUUCCCUGGCUGGAUCAGGAUGAUUUUCAUCCGCAAGGAUACCAAUUCGGCUUCCUUUGGUCUCGCGGAGAAGAAUGAGCCGCAGAGGUUCGAAAAGGCAUUUACGGGUAUCCCCAGAGAUUCCUGGCACGUCUUUGAGAAUCCUGAUGAGUGUUUGGAUCUGGUGAAGAAGGCCGUCCAGAGAAAUUCAUAA
Messenger RNA from Trichoderma harzianum CBS 226.95, 1230 nucleotides. RefSeq lists its product as hypothetical. Gene Ontology annotation, molecular function: phosphatidate phosphatase activity. Lineage: Eukaryota; Fungi; Ascomycota; Sordariomycetes; Hypocreales; Hypocreaceae. The record is from RefSeq and is a predicted model, not a curated record. The transcript is spliced from 3 exons. Gene Ontology annotation, cellular component: actin cortical patch. Bases 1 to 1230 code for a protein of 409 amino acids.